Molecule: messenger RNA, 624 nt
Organism: Lycium barbarum (goji berry)
Lineage: Eukaryota; Viridiplantae; Streptophyta; Magnoliopsida; Solanales; Solanaceae
Exons: 2
Coding region: 1-624 (207 amino acids)
Source: RefSeq, a predicted model, not a curated record
AUGCAUGCACGCAAAGAUCCUACAUUUUGUGAGUAUUUACUAAGAAUUGGAGAUGGAAGAGAAGAAGUUAAUGAACAUGAUAAAAUCGAGGUUCCAAAAUCAUUUCUUAUUCCUUUUACGAAUGAGAAAGAUUCAUUAAAUAUUUUAUUCAAAACUAUUUAUCCCAAUCUAGAGAUGCUCAUGUCUGAUACAUCCUCUGUAACAUCACGUGUUAUCUUAACGACCAAAAAUGAUUUCGUAAACGAAAUUAAUCAGAUGUUCAUAGAUGAAUUUCCCACAACUGCUGUGACAUUCAUUGGAAUUGAUGAAACUAUAGAGCCAAAAUAUCAAAGCCAAUUUGAAGAUUUCCUCCAUACUUUGAAUCCUACUGGUUUGCUUCCUUAUAAGUUAGUUCUAAAGCAAAAUUGUCCAGUUAUACUACUACGCAAUUUAAAUCCUUCUGAAGGUUUAUGCAAUGGUACACGCUUAAUUUCUUCUGAUUUCAAAACUCAUAUUAUUAGUGCUAAAAUUGCAAGUGGUGACUUUAAAGAUAUACUCACAAUUGUUGUCCGCUGCUUUCCGCCAAGAUUUGUUGCAAAAGUCCAGAAAAGAUUGCAAGAACUCAUUCUCAUCGAUACUGAGUAA